GACAAUUUUUAUGGUAAAGUGGUGCAGAGAAACAAAAACAAAUAGAAAAGUGCCUCUAUUUGACAUCUGACUAUACAAAAGUUUCAAAUGUAAACCGGUUGGGAUAUUUGUGUUUAUCAAAAGUUGUUUAAUCGCCGAAAUCAUGAAACGAAUAUUUAACAGGAAUGAAGACAAACCUGCUCCAAGGAACGAACGAAAUGUCUUCGAUUUCGGAUAUCAUAAGAAAAAUGUGCAUAGUCUUCCUCAAUGGUAUGCAUUCGCAUUGGUAGCUGUAGCCCUAGCCAUAAGUUAUGCAAGUCACUAUCUUCUUUUCAAUUUGCCGACCGCACUAACCAUAGAUGACGCUAAAGAUAAUCCGACUGCAUUCAUAGCGGAAAGGGCUUGGGCAGAUUUGAAAGCCCUAAAUGAUAUGGGACCUCGUGUAAGCGGAAGCUAUACGAAUGAAGUGUUGGCCGUUAAUUUCUUGAAGCGCGAAAUUAAUUCAAUCCAACAAGGGGCUCAUCAAAAUCAAAAAAUUCACGCUGACGUACAGGUUGUUAGUGGAGCGUACUGGUUGGGCUUUAAGCCUCAAGGUAUGACCAGCGUCUAUCGGAAUAUACAAAAUGUUGUUGUUAAAUUGGCUGGUAGGAGCGAAGGGAAUGGAAAUCAUUCAUUGCUCUUAAAUUGUCAUUUUGACUCUGUGCCUGGAAGUCCCGGAGCUAGUGAUGAUGCUGGCAGUUGUGUUGUAAUGUUGGAAAUACUCCGGGUCCUUUCAAAACAGUCUAAAGUGAACAAACAUUCCGUAAUAUUUUUGUUUAACGGUGCUGAAGAAACCUCAUUACAAGCAUCACAUGGUUUCAUAACUCAACAUCGUUGGGCUUCCAACGUUAGAGCUUUCAUUAACAUUGAAUCGGCUGGAUCCAAUGGAAAAGAGAUUUUGUUUCAGUCAGGACCCAACCACUCAUGGCUAGUUGAUAUGUACAAACGAUCAGCGCCACAUCCGUUCGGUAACAGUGUCGGUGAAGAAAUCUUUCAAUCCGGAUUCAUUCCAUCCGACACCGAUUUUCGAGUGUUCCGAGACUUUGGCAACAUUCCGGGCCUUGACUUGGCUCAUCCGAUGAACGGCUACCGGUAUCACACCAAAUACGAUCACAUUGACUACAUUUCAGCGCCGUGCUUGCAACGAACUGGUGACAAUGUUUUGGGAUUGGUCAGAAAUAUUGCAAAUUCGGAACAACUCUUCGACGUUCAGAGUCAUGCGAAGGGCAUUAACAUCUACUAUGAUUUCCUUGGACUUGUGUUCAUUUCCUAUAGCCAAAACGUGGCAAUUGUCCUGAAUGUGUUGGUUGGUUUCUUUUCGGUUAUCUUGCCGUACUUAAGUUUGAAGAGGAUCACAAAUGCAAUCCACACCAACCACAUCAGAAAACAAAUGUUCAUCGGAUUUUUCAACAAUAUUAUCGCUGUGAUAUUCUCCGCUGUGUUCUGCUACGGCAUAGCUAUCGAAUUGGAUAGUUCCGACCACACAAUGUCAUGGUAUACGCACAAAAUUUACGCCACAUUCCUGUACGUCAUUCCCGUCCUGCUCACAUUUUGCUUCGUUCAUCGAUUCAUAUUCAAAACCGACAAUUUGCCAAUCAGUUUGAGUCUACAGAUUCAGUCCCGAUUAAUUGGAACGGCAAUUAUGUGGAGUCUGUUGCUUUUAGCAUUGACGGCAUUCAAUUUGCGGUCCGGUUACAUGAUUUUUGUGCCACUGGCGAUUACCCUAUUGUCGAACAUUACAAUCAGCGUCACAAGCGUACAGAAUUCGAUACGCAAAUGGCUGUAUGUGCAUGUGUUCUACCAAUUGUUUGUUCUGUUUUGGACCUUAAACAGUUACCACCUGUUAACGGGCAUAUUCAUACCAAUGAUUGGACGAUCAGGUGGAGAACGAAAUCCGGAGAUAACUGUAGCUGCGAUAUGUACUGCCGUUACCAUUUAUUCGAUUAGUUUCAUCGUACCUCUAAUCGGACUGUUGAACAGAACAAAAUGGAUCUUUGUAUCGAUGAUUGCGAUGUUUUUGAUGGCUCGAAUUUCACUGUCCACCACAAAUAUUGGUUUUCCCUACACUGACGAUUCCGGCAAAUAUCCUACACCACAACGCCAUUUCAUUUCGCACACCGUUCGGACAGUGUACGGUGAAAAUGGACAGGAAAUCUAUUCCGAUUCUGGAUUUUGGGUCCGACAAAUUGAUCGUAAUACACGAAAAACGGUGGAAAGUCUAUUUGCACCGGAGAUACCCGUAUCGCAAGAAGUCAAUGUUGCUUGCUCGAAAACCGUUUUUUGCGGUUUACCAUUCCAUUCGAUGCGUCAUCUAUUUUCAACUGGAUACUGGGUACCUGGACCUGCUCCAAUCAUUCAAGACGAAGCAUCGUUGAAACUAAAUUCCAAACAGAUUGUCAAUGGAAAUGAACGAGAGCUACACUUCACCAUGUCCGGUAAUGUACUCACCUCAAUUGGUCUGCAACCUAAGCCGGGCGUCGAAUUGGUACACUGGGACAUUAUCAGUGAUACACUACCACCGGAAAAUUCAUUCCUCGGGAAUAAAGUGUAUUUGAUAGCCUUCAAUCGCGGAUUGGAUAUCGAUGCAAAGAAUUUUACGCUCAAAUUCAAAAUUGACGAAAAAGUGCACACUGGAUCGUCCGUUGUCGAUGUAAUGUUGGUGUCGUAUUUCUGGGAAUAUCACCAACAACAUACUCCAUUCUUUGCUCAAUUACUCAAUAAGCUACCGUCUUGGGCAUUUGCCGUUCCAUCAGUCUCGUCAUUUAAAGCCUGGACGUUUUGAUAAAUUUUGUUUUGUUAAUAUUUUAUAUCUUCGACUAGCGAUGUGGGCGCAUGAAGACUGAAUGCUGCUUCAAGCGAUCCGAAUAAUUUUACUGAUGUUAUUUUGCAACACCACAUAACUGGUUUGUCGCAGUCAUAUGUGAAGAAUAAAUGUUCUAAAGCCAAA
Messenger RNA from Bradysia coprophila, 2965 nucleotides. RefSeq names its product endoplasmic reticulum metallopeptidase 1-like. NCBI's taxonomy places the organism in Eukaryota, Metazoa, Arthropoda, Insecta, Diptera, Sciaridae. Gene Ontology annotation, biological process: proteolysis. Gene Ontology annotation, molecular function: metalloexopeptidase activity. The record is from RefSeq and is a predicted model, not a curated record.